Pteronotus mesoamericanus is the source of this 3165-nucleotide messenger RNA. RefSeq names its product NLR family pyrin domain containing 8 (gene NLRP8). The transcript has 10 exons. Gene Ontology annotation, cellular component: cytoplasm. The coding region runs from base 1 to 3165 and encodes 1054 amino acids. Gene Ontology annotation, biological process: regulation of inflammatory response. NCBI's taxonomy places the organism in Eukaryota, Metazoa, Chordata, Mammalia, Chiroptera, Mormoopidae. Gene Ontology annotation, molecular function: protein binding. The record is from RefSeq and is a predicted model, not a curated record.
AUGGAUUCUGGUUCCACCACCACCACCACAUCCUCCUCCUCUUCCCCAUCUUUUAUCUCAUCCUUGAUAUCCUCGUCCUCCUUCUCCUCCCCUUUCAAAGACGGGGUCAUGCUCUACAUGCUCUACCUAAGCAAGGAGGAGCUGCAGAGGUUCAAGCAACUUCUAGUGGAUGAGAACCCCAGACCUGGCUCUGUCCAGCUCACCUGGGACCAGGUGAGGACAGCCACGUGGGGGGAGGUGAUUCAUCUCUUGACAGAGUUCUUCCCUGGGCGACUAGCCUGGGAUGUGACCCAUGACAUCUUCGCCAAGAUGAACCAGAUGCAACUGUGUCUUCGGGUGCAGAUGGAACUACAAGACAUCCUACCUAACUUGGAGCCAGAGGCCUUGAACCCGAGAGGAACGCAAAUGAACGUGGAGGCAGAAGAAUCUGAUGAAAUACAGAACUACCGACUACGCCUGACGUGUCAGUACCGCCCUGAGGGGAACAAGAGAACGUGGCCUGGGAACCAAGCGGACUUCUUCUACCAAGAUAUACCCGCCCACCAGAGGCUUUUACCGUGUCUGUUCCUUCCCAGGAGACCUCAAGGUCGACCGCCCAAGACCGUUGUCCUGCAGGGAGUCGCUGGGGUGGGAAAAACAAGCCUGGCCUACAAGGUGAUGUCGGAGUGGGCGGGAAACACGUUCUACCGCCACAAGUUCCGCUAUGCUUUCUAUGUCCCCUGUGGUGAUGUGGCCUGGGACACGGAGCAGAGCCUGUGUGAGCUGCUCUCACGCCAGUGGCCCGGGUCUCGGGCUCUCAUGUCCAAGGUGAUGUCCCAGCCAGAGCAACUGCUGCUGGUCCUGGACGGCUUCGAGGAGCUGACAUGGACCCCCACGGACCCACCGGAGGACCUCAGUGAGGACUGGAGCCAGAAGCUGCCAGGGUCUGUCCUCCUGGCCAGCCUGCUGAGCAGAAAGAUGCUCCCCGAGGCCACGCUGCUGCUCCUGCUGAGGCUGUCGUCCUGGCGGGUCACCAAGCCCUUUCUGAAGUCUCCCUCGGUCAUAACGCUCAUGGGGUUCACUGAGGUGGAGAAAGCCCGGUAUUUCAGGACGUAUUUCGGCAACAAGGAGCAGGCCGAGAGAGCCUUGCGUUUUGUCAUGGGGAACCCCAUCCUCUUCCCUAUGUGCCAGGUGCCUGCCGUCUGCUGGCUGGUUUGCUCGCGCCUGAAAGAGCAGAUGGAGCGCGGUGCCAACCUGGCCGUUGCGUUCCCCAACGCCACCGCCGUCUUCGCCCGGUACCUGUCCAGUGUGCUUCCCGGCCCGGCUGGAAGCCCCCUCUGUGGCCCUCGCCAGGAGCAGCUGGCCGGCGUCUGUAACCUGGCGGCAGAAGGCAUGUGGAACAGGCGGUGGGUGUUCGGCAAGAAGGACCUCGAGCAGGCCAAGCUGGACGCGCCGGCCGUGGCCGCUCUCCUUGGGGCGAAUAUUCUCCGAAGGGUUGUCGGCGGGGAGGACCGCUACGCCUUUGCCCUCCUGAGCUUCCAGGAAUUUUUUGCAGCCUUGUUGUACGUCCUCUGCUUUCCGCAAAGCCUCCCCGAUUUCCAGGCGCUGGACCAGGCUCACGUGAAACGCCUGGUAGCGUACCCAGGGAGCAAGAGAAACCAUCUCGCCCACAUGGCUGUCUUUCUCUUCGGCCUCUUAAAUGAGUCGUGCGCCCGGGCGGUGGAGCGGUCCUUUGGAUGCCAGCUGUCCUUGGGGAAUAAGAAGGAGGUACCGAAAGUGGCGGCCCUGUGGCGGGAAUGCGGCCCACCCACCGUGCACCACGGGGUCCCUCACCUGUUCCACUGCCUGUAUGAGAUCCAGGAGCCGACUUUCCUCAGCCAGAUCCUGCACGACUGCCAGAAAGCCACCCUGAUCAUCAGGAAGAAUAAGGACUUGCAGGUGUCUGCCUUCUGCCUCAGGCACUGUCAGUGUCUGCGGGAGGUGGAACUGACCGUCACCCUGACCAUCGCCAAGGCGGACAGUCGCCACCCCUGUGCACCUUCCUCCGCUGGACCCGAAGGGAACAAUCUGCGCUUUCACUGGUGGCAAGACCUCUGCUCCGUGUUUCGGACGCACGAGAGUUUGGAAGCCCUGGCUCUGACGAACAGUCUUAUGGAGCCUGACACAGUGAGGGUGCUCUCUGCGGCGCUGAAGCACCCGCACUGUAAACUGCGGAAACUGAUUCUUAGGCACAUGCAUCGCUCCCUGAUGAUUGAAGACUUAAUUCUCGUUUUGAUGGAGAACCAGUAUCUGAACCACCUGGAAAUACAAGGCACAGCAGUGCAAGGUGAGGCUGUGGAAGCUCUCGGCAUGGCCUUGAAGUACCAGCAGUGUUUUCUGCAGUGUCUGAGGUUGGAAGACUGCUCGGUCACCCCUAAAAGCUUGCGUAGCCUUGCCAGGAACCUCCGCAGCAACUUCCACCUGAAGACGCUCAUGCUGAGCAAUAGCUCCCUAGAGGACUCAGGGGCCUAUUACCUGUCAGUGACCCACCUGGAGAGACUGUCGUUGGAGAACUGCGACCACACUCUGCUCCGCUAUAACAGUCUCAUCUGUCCUCUCGAGAACAGCCAGAGGCUGACCCACCUGAGCUUGGCGGGGAACGCCUUGAACGAGGAAGGGGCCAUCGAACUUUGGGACGCCUUGCAACAUGCCAAGUGUCCUCUACAGAGGCUGGUCCUGAGAAGUUGCGCCUUGACCCCUGGCUGCUGUCAGGAUAUGGCCUCGGCUCUUAGUCAGAAUAAAACCCUGAGAAGCCUGGACCUUGGUCUCAACAGCCUGAAGGACGAGGGUGUCACCCUGCUGUGUGGGGCCCUGCUGGACGGUGGCGCUGGAUUACAGGUUCUGGAGCUGGAGGGCUGCCUGCUCACCUCCGGUUGCUGCCAGGCUGUGAAUUCCAUGCUCCUGCGCCACCACAGUCUGAGGUACCUGGACGUGAGCAGGAACGACAUCGGGCGCGGCGGCGUGCAGCUCCUGCGGGAGACCUUUCGGAAGUGGACGUGCGACACGAAGAUCGUUCUGGAGAGGAAACAGAGCUGCGGCGUGGAUUUGAUGGCCCGGCUGGAGGGCCCCGCCGUGGACGAGGCCGUCCUGAAGGUCGUCCAGGACUGGGACGCUGAGGGCUCCGCGGGGGCCGCGCAGACGGAUUGA